GAUCUCCUUGCCUUCCUCGCCCCAUCCCCCUUUUUUCGUCCGCGGGACGGAAAGAACAAUGCAUGGAAUGGGCGCGUUCGCUUUGCCUACUCGUCUUCUUUCUCAUCUUCCUUUCUUUUUCUCGCUUUUCCUCUUCUGCAACGACUCUCCGUCUAGCCUUCUCCACACCCUCCCUCCACACCCUUCCUCCAUACCCUCCCUCCACACCCUCCCUUCGUCUCGAGCCUCGUCUGCUCUCUUUAUCUCUCACUCUUUCGCACUCUUUCUCACGCACACUUUCUUUCUCCACGUCCUAUAACCUCACUUCUCCGAUUUAAUUCUCUUCUCAUAUCUCACUAGUCCGUCUACAGUAGGUGUCACCUCCAUAUCUCCAUUCGACUCUCUGUGUCCCAUUGUCGCGUGUCCUCUUCCUAGAUCCUCUCCCAAUUUCCUUCUCAUCAACAUCACCGACGCUUCAAAUAUACCUUCAUCUUAACAUUUCGUAUCACCACACCAUCUCCAACUACCGUCAAUGAUUGCAUCCCAGCACUCUGACCCACUCUAGCUCCACGUAUACGCCAUAUGAAUAUCAUUUCAGCCCCCCAUCUCCUCUUUGCGCGAC
Molecule: messenger RNA, 601 nt
Organism: Gamsiella multidivaricata
Lineage: Eukaryota; Fungi; Mortierellomycota; Mortierellomycetes; Mortierellales; Mortierellaceae
Exons: 1
Coding region: 63-317 (84 amino acids)
Source: RefSeq, a predicted model, not a curated record